Messenger RNA from Lineus longissimus, 8764 nucleotides. Its product is annotated as autism susceptibility gene 2 protein-like. The transcript is spliced from 19 exons. Bases 161 to 3892 code for a protein of 1243 amino acids. NCBI's taxonomy places the organism in Eukaryota, Metazoa, Nemertea, Pilidiophora, Heteronemertea, Lineidae. The record is from RefSeq and is a predicted model, not a curated record.
ACAAUCAAAGGAGAUUUUGACUUGUUCGGAUUUGUGAAAAUUUACCCAUUUAUUGGAUAUUAUUUUCAUAUCGGAUUAUACUAGGAUAUAGCACAGAUCCUGGAGUACCAAAUGAGGUGAAUUUGUGCCCGAUUCCGUGGGAAUUAGCGGAAAUAUCACGAUGGAAAGUGAGGGCAAACCUCGUACACCGCGACCACGACGCCGCGAACGUGAGAAGGUCCAACAGGAAAAACUAAAUCAUGUGGUUGACUCUGGGGAUGAAGAAGGGGAUGAAUCCCCACCCAGGCCCUCCAAGGAUAAGGGCAAGGGCAAGUCCAGGAGACGCAGGCCCAGUUCGGAUUCAUGCGACGAAGAUAUCAUUGAUGGAUUUGCCAUAGUCAGUUUCAAGACCUUGCAAGAUCUCGAGACAUGUGUGAAAAACUCCAUAAACCGGAAAAGUAUUACGUCUCCUCCAACCAUGACAACUACAACCACGACUACGGCUAGAGACACCAGACCAGUGACUCCAAAUGAAAAUAUGCAAAUGCCUGAUGUUCUCAGCCCAGAGCCGCCACCCUCGCCGCCAAAAGUUGAAACUGAAGUCCAAAGUCUCCCAGGCCCUAUCAUGGUCACAGCAAAAACCACAACCAUGGCAACAGCAACUACAAAUACUACUAUGGCAAUAACCACUGUAGUUGCUGUGUCACCGGUGGCAACUGUUACUAUGGUUACAACUUCCUUGACGACCACGACGACAAGCAUGCCUACGUCGCCACCUUUUAUGGUUUCUCCGAAAAAGAAGGUUAAGAAGAAUCACUCAGGGUUUACUCCGCCUCCGGGAUGUAAAAAGGAAAACUGUUUGCCGGUUUCUCGGAAAGAAAACUGUACUCUAGGUUCUCGGAAAGAAUACUGUAGUCCGGGCAUCCGGAAAGAAAACUGUUUACCGGUUUGUAAAAAGGAAAAUUGUAUAAAAGACGAGAACUCUAAAUGUAGUAUAGAGAAAGACGUUGUACGUGUCAAAGUUGCCAAAUCGAUUGUGGAACCGGAACCGGAACCUGUGUCUGUGACGACGAAUGGCCCGCUGCGAAGUAAUUCCAGGGACAUACUCAGUGAUGAAAGUUCUCUUACAACACACUCUGGACGGGGUUAUAUAUGCGACAGUGAAGCUAGUGAAGAUAAGGUAUCAGAUGCUGGCUCGGAUCUUUUCAUAACGAAUACACCAAAAAGGGAAAACAAUAAUAAUAGUGUACCGCUAAUCAACGGUACGAGCAGCCGUAAGAGUUGUAGUCCCAGUCCGGCAGCUAAAGGUCCUCCGCCGCCAUUAGUGCGGGAACCUUGCAAGCAGCCGUCAGCGAGUCCGUUAACCAGUGGCAGUAGUGUGUGCAGUAAUAGCAGCAGUCAGGGAGGCUGCCAUAGUCGUAGUAAUAGUAGAGGUACGAGUAGGCCAAGUAGUCGGCCGAAUAGUGCUGUGACGUAUAAUCAUCUACGAAAGCCUGAUCCACUUAUAGACCGGGAACAUACACCACAAAAUAGUCGACCUCCUGGUUGGCAUCCAAGGACGUCAACGCCCAACCACCUAAAGCCGCAUAUCUCACGAAGUCCAGUCCCUCAUCCCCAUCACAAUAGUCAUACUCCAACAUUCUCUCAUCCUCCGCCACAGCAGUUACAUCCUCAUCUACCUCCGCCGCCCCACCAUAAUAUGUUUGCGCAGCCUCUGGCAGCACCUCAUCUAAAUCAACAACCACUGCCGACGCCGCCUCCACGAGGACCCUUUGGGGUCGAAAAUAUACAAAUUCCACCACCACCACCACCACCUCCAAAUACAAAUCAAGAUCUUUUACGUCAGGAAUUAAAUACAAGAUUUUUAGCGUCACAGGAUCGUGUGGCAGCGUCAGCGAUCGGUCCACCUCCGUAUCUUCGGACUGAGAUGCACCAGCAUCAACAUCAACACAUGCAUCAACAUCAACACCAACACAUGCAUCAACACACGUAUGAAGGCUUCCCACCCUCCCUCUCAGCGGGAUCGUUGGUGCCGUCGCCAAAUCCACAUGUUUUUGAGAAAAUGCCCAAGUAUGGUUCUCCAUUUAUAAGACAUACGAUACCUGGUAUGCCCGCCACUUACCCGGGUUUAUCCGCCAUGUUCCAUCCCCCAGUGCCGGCUCCCCCUGGUGCUUCUCCCUUAUCUACGGGUGUACGCGGUGGUGCCUUCCAACCAAAGAAAUAUCAAUACGCCACCAAUAUGAACCACCCAUCAUCAAGUUCAAUGCAACACGCACAGCUUCUAAUGUCCUUUCGAGAUCGAGACAAGCACGUGGCCGCGAAUCCGCCAAUGCAGCAGAAUCAACCUCAGCAGCCCCCGCAGAAAAAGACGGGGAAGUGGAAUGCAAUUCAUGUGAAAGUAGCGUGGGAAAUCUACCACCACCAGCAAAAGCAGCAGGCAGAAGCGCAGAAGAAUUCUGAUGUAGCGAAGGCUGCCUCAAUAGACCCCCUGCGACCUCCUAGUCAUCUGUUUCCUCCUCAAGGCAGCUCCCUGCAUCGGCCAGCCGAACUGGCAAACCCGCAAAAUUUACUCGGAACGUCUCCCCAUAGUCGAAGUCCAUUUGAUGGAGGACCUCACCCUAGUUUAUUCAAUCCAGGUCAUAUAGGGAUGAGUCCGUUCUCAAGACCAGGUGCUUUUGGUGGACUUGGAGGUUCACUGCCAUUUGGAGGCCUAGCAGGUAGUUCUCUGUUUGGAAGAGACAUCCCGACCAUGCCUGGCCUAACGUCACCGCACGAAUGGAAUCGACUGCAUCGGACGCCGCCAUCAUUCCCUACUCCUCCGACGUGGCCGAAACCCGAUGAUAAAGACAAAGAAAAGGAGCGGAAUAGUCGGGAGCGGGAAAUUGAGCGGGAAAGGGAGAAAGAACGAGAACAACGAGAGAGAGAAAGGGAGCGAGAACGAGAGAGGGAAAAAGAACGAGAACGAUUAUUAGAAAGGGAUCGAGAUAGUCGAACGUUAAGUCGGAAUUCACCCGAAAGGAGGAAUAGUAUAGACUAUGAUCGUAAUAGGGAUCGUCCAAGGUCAGACUUGGAUAGGCCAAGGUCAAGAUCACCUAUCAGGAACGGCCGGGAUGACUUGCGGGACGGUGGCAAAAGUGACAGUGCCUUUGACAGUGCUAGCUCACAUGACAGUAAAUCAAAUGAUCUUCGGUUAAAGGAUGAACGGAAGGACGAUGCAAUCGCCGUAUUAAAUGACAAACGAAAUGAUCUUUUAUCGCAGGCUGCAUCUGCACCGCAUCCAUUGUCGAUGCUAGAUCGGUCGAGGUUAGUAAAUCCAUACCACGCACUGCCAGAACGAAUGCCAAUUAUAUGGAAUCCGUUUGAACGAAUGGACUUACAGCCGCGUUUAGAUCUUCAGAAAGAAUUUGAACGUGAGCGAUUAGGUUACCGCUUUCCAAAUCCGUUGGCAUCGCCAUUGGAUAUGGAACGCUAUAAGUUGGAACACCAGGAACUACUUAUGCGGGAAAGAUUACAUGUUGAACAACGGCGGGAUAUGGAGAGAUUCGCCCAAAUGGAACGGGAACGGGAAAAAAAUGACUAUGACAGGAAUAAAAUUCCACCGCUUAAACCUGCUGACCCGUAUAUUGCCGUAACGUCAGGGAAUAUAUAUGGACGAUCGGGCAGUCCUGUGACUGUCAACCACAACAGUACGAGUAAAAGUAAUUCUCCCUCCAGUGCUGUUGGGGGACCACCGCCACUUAUUCCCUCAAGUGCAGCAGUUAGCCAACCCCGCAGUCGUGCCAACUCCCCAACCGCCACUAAAUCAAAAGAGACCAACUCAAUCACAAACUCGACAACUAGCGAACAAAAUUCCAAAGAGAAGCCAGUGACUAAUUCUGCAGAUGUAGUGGCAGUGGGGGCAGAGUCCAGGUAGUACUGGAUAAAUCUCCAUAAGCCGUUAAACUUUAUUUGUUAUAUACAAAUAAUUAUCCUCAGAUGCCAUGGUGUUCAAAUUUUUUACAGUUUUCAGAAAGUGCUAGGAUAUUGACUGGAAACGACUGUACAGGAAGUUAAUAGGUAACGUGGUACCCAGUACAUUUUGGCAAAGACAGAUUAAUUAUUGUACUAUAAAAGAUGAAAUUAUAUGAAAUAAUUGUAUAAUGCCUUGGAUGUAUAAAGUGCUAGUUGUGAAAGUAUUGGGUUUUCGCGUUACCGGAUGGUAAUCUAUAUGUUUUUUUGGAUGUGAUGAUUGUUUUGCUCAUUGGUUCGCUGACGGGCAUUUCUCGUGAUAGCGGCCUGACGCUUUCAGAAAAGAGAUGGCAGGGAUUUCGUUUGGUUGCAGUUAAUCAAAGAUGUUUAACUUGAUGGGACUUUUGGUGACGCUUUUCGAUGAAUUCAGAAUUCGUGGAAAGGUCAGCUUUAUGAAACUUCCUUAAAAAUAUAAUGUUUUUGAGGACAUCUGAGAAAAAAAGCGCUUACAGUUUCUUCAAAAAAAUGUAUUUUUAUGAGAAUUUCUCAAAAGGCGUCGAGUCCUGUGAAUGUUGAGAGAUUUGUGUACCCUGUGAGAAGCAGACAGAAAGUUUAUGGAUAUUGUAAUCUUCUGAACGGCAGCAUUUGCUUUGCUAUCUGCUUUAGACCAUGAAAUAGAGUAGACGAAAUAAAUUUGAUUUUCUAUGAUAUUUUUGAAGUCAUAAUCUCAGUCAGAGUGGCCUGCAAGUACAAGGUCCAGAUUGCUUGGCAUUCAUCAAAUAAAAAACGAAACCUGGUAUUCUGUACUCCACGCUGUUGAUGUAUAUGGGCAUACUGCAAACGUUGAAAUGUUUGCAAAUUGAUUUAUUGUCAUUUGGCGAUAGACAGAACUCUGCAUUUGCUGCUAAUUUAAUGGUUAAUGCAUAAGAGUAGAAAUUUACACAAAUUUAUUGUUCAUUGUUUACCUCAAAAAUCACAAACAAAAUUUGAUGCUUAAUGUUUAGUCUACAUGAAAAAUGAAAUCUGAUAGAAUGCUGUUGUCAUAUGAGGGUUUAACUAUCUAGAGCAGUUGCAAAGUAAAUGUUGUUUGUUGAAAGUUCAGGAACCAGGCUUGACUUCCAACAGCAGUCAUUUUUUCCGUGAGCAGACGUCAAUGGUUCAAGGCAUACCUACACAUUAAUUGAGAUUGGUGUUGAUCUGCAUAAUUUACUACUCAAUUCUUAUUGUACCCUAGGUGUAGAAGACUGUGUGCGGGACCCUUUGGUUUGUUGCAAACCCCUUUUUAUAUUUCACUAAUAAAUAUUUGUAAGCAACUGCCGUUUUGUCAAAAAGCCUUGGUGUGUUUUGUAGGGACUAGAAAUAUUCUGUAGUGAUCAUUUCAAGUUGACUUGACCAAGAUGAGACGUGCCAUAGCCAUUCCUACGUACAGCUACUUGGUUCAGGUGAAAUUGAAAUGCAAUUUGUGGUUCUUUUUAAAUGUACCAUAUUUUCAAAUGAGUAACAACACACCCUUUUCAGAAAAAGGUUAUGCAGUUCUUUUUAGGGACAUUCUGUCAACUGUCACUAUCAAUUAGCCAACUUAUAAGGUGAUUGUCUAUGCCUCAAAGGCACCCCAAAGCAGUAAAUUGUACUUUGUGAUCUCAAAACGUUAUAUGUUGUAUUCAAAUGAUUGAACUCGCAUGACAAACAUUUUCAUGAAAUAUGAUUUUUUUCAAAUUUGGCUGAAAAGUCUCUGGAAAGACGGGGUGGGAAGUCUAUGUACAGUCUACUGUUUCAGAUUCUUCCAAGUAUGCCCAAGCCUAAAACUAGAAAGCUAAAUAUUGAUAGAUGAUUUACAAGUGUCAUUGCAGAGAAACUGGUACAUGUAUAUGCUUAUUGCAUCCAUUCACUCAUUGGUUCUGUAAUUUAUUUAUUACAUAUGAAUUAUACCUUUGACACAUUUGGGAACACUCACACCGAUUAACACCUUCGGCGCCGAACCACGUAGAUCUACGUUGCCCAAAUAUCCCCCCCUCUUUGAGCUGGUUAUCGGAGUCUAGUGUACUUCAUGAUAGAACUACGCCAUCGCCAUCUUCAGGGCAAAGAGGGAACCUACCGUGCAUUAAAGAUGGCGAUGGCGUCGCCAUCUUCAGGGAAAGAUAGGAACUGAAAAAACCUAUUUUCAGUUUCUACCUUGCCCGGAAGAUGGCGAUGGCGUAGUUCUUUCAUGAAGUCCAUGAGACUCCGAUGGCCAGCUCAAAGGGGAGGGGGGAUUUGGGCCACGUAUAUCUACGUGGUUCAGCGCUGAAGGUGUUAAUAUGCCCUGAUUAAGUUGCGUAUCUGUGAAAGCCUUUGGCACAUAGUGCAUCUUGGCUCUUUUGCUAGGAUUUUAAUCUUUUCUCUUAUACCUGCGUAAUUACAUGUACUACAAUGUGGACAAGUGUGUCACAAACAUACGCUGCUAUACUGACAGCAAGAAGAGUCCAAUGGUUAUGUCCUUUAUUGCAUGUAUCUAGGGUGGACAAGUGCACAUUUUAUUGCCACUGGUGUAUAGCCAAUGAAAAACGUGCCUAAAUGGUAUUGAAACGACCUGUAUAACAAAGAAUGUGAUAAAAGACUCUUCUCCCUGGGUGCAUAGCUGGGUACGCUUGAAAACAGUGAUGUAUUUGUGUUUUGAUGCUGUCGAUAGAAAUACAAACUUUUGACAUUGCUCACACUAACCCGUUGGGUCUAGAAAACCUCCAGCAUUAUCUUGGAUGAUACCACCUAACAUUCUGACGAUAAAAUUUGUCUUAAACUUGACUAAUGGUUGCAUAUCUGUUGUCACAGGCAUAAAAUAUCAGAAUUGGGUCAAUCUUUAACGCAGGAAUAAACUGUUAGUCAUAUGUCUGCCCACCUGCUCCUAAAACAACAUGUUUCAUAUCUGUCUUGAGCAUUCUAAUGAGGCAAGCCUACUCUGCCAAAUUCAUGACUCACAAGGUGUCUCAGUAUUGAUGACAGGACUUUAUAAUAAGGGGUAAAGUGUCAAACGAAUAAUUAAUAUAAACUCGCUCUACAUUAUGAAUUGAUAAUGCAUUUCUUCUAUUUCAAUCAUCCAGAUAUUGUAUCGAAGCAGCCUAACUCAGCCCAAUUCAUGCACUUCCAGUUUAGCUCUCCAGAUCUCUUUCAGUGCAACUACCUAUUAAGUGCACGCAAAAAAAUAAAUAAUGUCAUUGUGAUCACAAAGCCGUAGAAUAUACUGUACUCUAUUUAACCCACUUUUUGUGGAUGAUUAUUACCUAAAAAUCGACCGCUCCAAGCUUUCGACCAGCUCAUGCACUUAAUGACAUAAAUUGCUUACCACUCACAUAAGGUCCACUAUAUUUGUUGGCAUUUGCUUCCAAAGCGAAGUGUUGCAACUCGCUGGUAGCAAUAGUUUUGUCACAUCACUGUCUGGUGUGUUCUUUGACAACAACACAUGUAUGUGUGGUACAACAACACUAUGUACAGGUACCAGUUAACAACACAUGUACGUGUGGUACAACAACACUAUGUACAGGUACCAGUGAUGUCACAACACUAACGGUACCAGUGGUGUCACAACACCAAAGGUACCAGUGAUGUCACAAUAUCACAAAGGUACCAUUGGUGUCACAACGCCAAAGGUACCAGUGAUGUCACAACACCACAGGUACCAGUGUAACGCUGCAACAUCACUGAUACCUGUGGCAUUGUUAUCAGUGGUAUGAUGAUGUUACUGUUGUUCGCUGUUUAAUCAAAUCACUGAAAUUUGUGAUGUUGUAAUAACAGUUACCUGUGCUGUGACUUCACUGACCACAUGUGCUCCUAUCUUAUAAAAUGAAGCAUUAUAAUUAGGGAAAUGAAUGUAAGUGCUAAUUUUCUUCCGGAGGAAAAUCUGAACUAAUGGCUGCAUUGUUGUUAAAAAAGUGCUGAGUAUGCUUGGUACAUUUUCAGUUCUUGCGCGUGUUUAAUAGUGAGCAUUACUGAUCCUGCGAGUGUCCGGCAGGCUUAACAAUAUACACCCUAUAUCUUUGUUUUUCAGUAUUCAGUCUUCUUUGCUGAAUAAUGGUUUGAAAGUAUUGUGAAAAUGGAGGAAGAAAUCUCUUUUUUUAAGUGAUACAUAAUGUUUAUGAAUAUUUAUGUAAUUUAUUUGGGUAGUGUUGCAUGUAAUGACACUUCCUUCUCUGCGUUUGCCAAUAUGACGAAUGAAGUUUCUGUGUGCUGUAUUUAAUUUACUGGGACCUGAAACAUGAUCUUUUGGAUCAGAUAGUUUUUUGGUUACUGCUUGAUAUGGAGUGGUGACUGUGUUUCUUGAGAAGGCCAAACCUUAUCAAUAGAUGUUGUCGUCUUUUGUAGAAUUUAUCAUAAUCUAUACAAAGUGGGUUUUCUUGAUUUGUACAGCUCCAGGAUGUAUUCGCUUUGUUCACCUCUCUGUCAUGUGCACUUAAUCUUCAAACAGGAGUGGAAAAAAACUGCAGUUUCAUUAAGCAUUUGCUGUGGUUUUCUACGUCUGCUCAUAUGUAAAUAGGCAAGAAAAGUGAAUAAAAUAGCGAAUAUGCCCUGUAUAACUGUACUGUCACCUAUUGUUGCCAUAUUGAACCAACCAGUUUCUCUGCCCUAUUAAAGAAUGAAUUCCUUGAGAACACAAAUAAUUGAGGAGAGGAAUUGACUGCUGCCCAGAAUGCAAACAAUUAUUAUUUAUGGUACAUUUUGUAUUAAAAGUCUCAAGAAAGGGUUGUCCUUCUAUGUGUAUUGUUUUGUCAAAACCAAACUGAAAUCUGUACAGUAAAAAAAGAUGUUUCUAUUUAGAGUAUAGAAACGGAGACAUGAAUAAAAUAAACAUUGAAAAUGUUGCGAA